CUCCAUGCGACGCACAUACAUAUAAAGACUAACAUAUUCUUUCUCCGACUAUAAAUAUUUUCUCCUCCACCAUCUCCCCGACCGUUCACCUGACCUACCAUCCCCCUGGGCCUGUCCAACCAACCUUUCUGAAAAUGUCUCCUUCAAACCAACAGACCUCAACUACAUGUCCCGUUCACGGCCCCGUGCAUUGUUGCAAUACCCAGUACAACCCAGGACGCACUGGGAUCGCAUGCGCACUACAACCGGUGAAUUCGAUUGUCCACGUGCCACCUAUGUACCCCCAACACGUUGGGACUGCCUCGGUUUCGCCUUCCGCCGCCCCUGUCAUAUCAAGCCCCAAGUUAGUAUGGUCCCUGCUUUAUACUGCAUCUAACACUGCGAGUAGUGCUAUCUCAGACAAUCCAUGGAGCAGGACUCCUGUCUUGUACUACGACUCCCCGUGUAAUCCACCGGCCCUCGACGAUCUAGGAGACGUCAGCUUGAGAUCCAAUUCUCUGGCGACGGAAGGCAACGCGUUCCAAACACAUAAUUUGGAUGACCACACAUCGUGUUUUCCCCUUUCCUCUGAGCCGCGAUACACCGCACCUGACCCAGAAUUAACAUAUAGUCCCUCAUCGUAUAGCAGUUUAUCUCAGUGGCAGGAUCUUGUCAUCUCGCAGCCCCCUCUGAGCCAUCCGCAAGAGCCAUAUUUGAUCCCUAUUCCCAACCGACCCUCAGCUCCCCCAGUCAUCUGCCGGUGGCUAUAUAACGGCAGACGCUGCGGGCACGAAACAACCUUGGGGGAGUACAAGCAGCAUUGGAAACUCAACCAUUUUCCUGAGUGCCGAGAUGCGUUGAUCCAAUGCCGCUGGCAAGAUUGUGACUAUCACAAGCGAGGUGAUCCCUCAAUCCGUGUCAUGCUGCGCGGUUGCAUGUGGCGGCACAUACACGAGGUGCAUUUGGGGCACCGGAGGAGCACUUACACAACUACCGCUACCCUCACCAGUCUGUGUUACAUCUGAUGUCGUCAUCUCUCCCGGUGGAAACUUAGGGUGACCAUAUUUUUAUAUAUUGCGAGAACACACACUCCGUCCCUUUGCAUACAUGGCA
Suillus clintonianus is the source of this 1092-nucleotide messenger RNA. RefSeq lists its product as uncharacterized. The transcript is spliced from 3 exons. The record is from RefSeq and is a predicted model, not a curated record. Lineage: Eukaryota; Fungi; Basidiomycota; Agaricomycetes; Boletales; Suillaceae. Bases 135 to 1004 code for a protein of 289 amino acids.